CAAAAAGUACUCGCUGAUCCUUCGUCUACUUGCGAUGAAAAUGUCAACUCCAAUAUAUCACAUUCUCCAGAGGAAGAGCCUGAGCCUCAGUUGAUAUUCGAUACGGGGCUACAUACAUGGCUCCAAGCUUUGGGCUCAUUCUUUCUUUUUUUCAAUUCAUGGGGAAUCAUCAAUACAUGGGGAGCAUAUCAAACUUAUUAUGAGCGAGAGUUGCUCGUCGGUACUUCAUCAUCGACCAUUGCCUGGAUUGGAUCGCUGCAGUCAUUCCUUCUGAUGAUGAUUGGAGUCAUUACAGGUCCACUUUUUGAUGCCGGCUAUUUUCGAUCCCUCCUUAUCACCGCUGCAUUCAUGCUGCCCUUUGGCUUGAUGAUGACCAGUCUUGCCACUAAAUACUGGCACCUGAUUCUUUCCCAGGGUGUUUGUGUCGGACUUGCAGCAGGCUGUCUUUUCGUGCCUUCCGUUGCCAUCUUGCCGCAGUAUUUCCACCGUAAGAGAGGACUAGCCAAUGGCUUAGCUGCCAGUGGCAGCAGUAUCGGUGGUGUAAUUUACCCAAUCAUGUUCGAUCAGUUGCAGAAGAAGGUCGGUUUUGCCUGGGCUACCCGAUCUCUUGGGUUCGUCUGCUUUGGCACCAUUUGUUUUUCUAUUAGCAUCAUGCGCUCGCGCUUCCAGCCAAAGGAGAAGCGAAAGCUCUACCAGUUGUCUGCUCUAAAGGAGCCGGCCUUUACUGUCUUUGCCAUUGCCAUGUUCAUGGGCUUCUUGGGCUUCUACAACUUCCUUUUCUAUGUGCAGUCCUACGCAAUUGAGACAGGCAUUGUAGACUCAAACCUAGGAUUCUACCUACUCUCCAUGCUAAACGCUGCGUCCACCUUCGGCCGUAUUGCGCCUAACUUCCUCGCCGAUCACGUUGGCCCUUUGAAUAUGCUCACGCCCGCCGUGACCAUCACUUCCAUCCUAGCCUUUGUCUGGAUCCGUGUUCACACAGUACCUGGCAUCAUCAUCCUUGCCGUUGUCUACGGCUUCUUCUCGGGUGGGUUUGUGUCUCUGCCACCUGUGGUCAUGGCAAGCAUGACUCCGGACGUGCGCAAUCUGGGCACUCGGUUGGGUAUGGUCUUUGCUAUCACUUCCAUAGGUCUGUUGAUCGGUACCCCCAUCGGUGGUGCAAUCCUGGCCGAUACAAACCAAUUUCUCGGAGUUCAGCUCUUUACCGCGUGCUGUCUCGCUACCUCUACGGUUCUUAUGAUCUGUGUUAGAUUUCUGCGCUCGGGUCUUGAGCUCCAUGCCAAGGUUUGA
This is a messenger RNA of Penicillium psychrosexuale, 1290 nucleotides long. Its product is annotated as MCT family MFS transporter. NCBI's taxonomy places the organism in Eukaryota, Fungi, Ascomycota, Eurotiomycetes, Eurotiales, Aspergillaceae. Gene Ontology annotation, biological process: transmembrane transport. Gene Ontology annotation, molecular function: transmembrane transporter activity. The transcript has 2 exons. The record is from RefSeq and is a predicted model, not a curated record. Gene Ontology annotation, cellular component: fungal-type vacuole membrane. The annotation marks the transcript as partial.